GGCGAGAGGGCGGAGCUAUGGGCGUCGAGAACUAUCAUGUGAUCGAGCUCGUCGGCGAGGGAUCGUUCGGGAAGGUCUACAAGGGAAGGCGCAAGUUCACUGGCCAGACUGUCGCCAUGAAAUUUAUUCUCAAGCACGGCAAGAGCGACAAGGACAUCGAGAAUUUGCGGCAAGAGAUUGAGAUUUUGCGGCAACUAAAGCACGAGAACAUUAUAGAAAUGCUGGAUGCAUUUGAAAGCCCACAGGAGUUUUGUGUCGUGACAGAAUUUGCACAGGGAGAAUUGUUUGAGAUUCUUGAAGACGACAAGUGCCUCCCCGAAGCUCAAGUCCAGGCGAUAGCAAAGCAACUGGUUCGAGCACUACACUACCUUCAUUCUCAUCGCAUUAUCCACCGGGAUAUGAAGCCACAAAACAUACUGAUCGGUGCCGGUGGCAUCGUAAAGCUCUGCGAUUUUGGAUUUGCGAGGGCAAUGUCUUGCAACACAAUGGUUCUUCGCUCGAUCAAAGGAACGCCACUGUACAUGGCUCCCGAGCUUGUUCGUGAGCAGCCUUACAACCACACGGCAGAUUUAUGGUCUCUUGGUGUGAUAUUGUAUGAACUCUAUGUUGGCCAGCCUCCUUUCUAUACUAACUCCGUAUACACGCUUAUUCGCCAUAUAGUAAAGGAUCCAGUCAAAUAUCCUGAUACUAUUAGCUCGAACUUUAAGAGUUUCUUGAAAGGGCUCCUUAACAAGGUUUCUGAAAGUAGACUGACAUGGCCAGCUUUGUUGGAUCACCCUUUUGUUCGGGAGACAUCUGAUGAAAUAGCAGCACGAGAAGCAAGAGCUGCGACUGCAUUCGAAAGAGGGUGUGACGCUGCCUGGAAAGGCGAGGCUAAUAUUGUGCUAGCUUCACCUGCUAAUGUACUCGAUCGUGCACCCCUGGGAACACCAGACAAGGUGGAGCCAGCUCCUACCGAAAGACCAGAAUCAGUGCCGUGUCCAUCUGAUGACAAUAUUAGUCAGGCGUGCACAGCUCCUCUCGAUAAUGCUGAAGUUUCCGUGCUUGAUAAGCUAGAAGCUUCUUCUCGCACUGCCAAAGGUGCGAAUGCUAUUUGCCAGGACCGAGGUGCUUUCGCUCACGUUUUACAUCCUUUUCGAAAUUUUAAUAGUAAAGGAACUGCAGCGAGUGACCAAGCCAGUGCGGGGGCUAAUCAAGCAUUGCGUGUCUUGUGGAAUUUACUCGGCGCAGGAGCCGUAUCACAAAGAGCAGCCGUAGAAGACGCCAUACCGGCGAUCCUUGGUCUUUCUAGAGCUACUUUGGGAUCGAAUAUUUCAGACCAUGCAGCCUUGCUUACAAAGGGGCUGGGCGUUUUAGGCAAGCUUAUGGAAAUUGGUGCCAAUAAAAUGGAAAGUUCUUACCUACACCACAGUGUUGCACUCUUGCGACUUUAUCCUCAAGCUGUUUCAUAUCAACAUGACUCGUCCGGACGUGUACUCUUCGAGUCGACUGCGUGUGUCGCUCAACUCCUUAUGCGAAUUACAUCGGGCCUUUCCAAAUUCUUUGGUUCUGCACAAGACGUCAAAGGAGACGUUCAAAUCAUGACGCAGAUUGUGGGACAGGCUCGAUCCCUUUCCAUCGCCGAUCAUCUUUGCUCUUGCCUCAAUGUCACGGGGUCGAACCUUAUGUCUAGUUUAUGGACGUCUUCACCUGCUGCCGGAGAAGCAUGCAAGGCAAUGUGGGCCUUGACUCUCGGCCUAAAUCUUUUGACUGGUAAAGAAACUCACCCCCAAGGUUUUCCACUUGCAGUUCUGAGAGGCUGGACAGAAGCCAAGAACGACAGUAAUAAGUUGUCCGAUGGCGUCAUGGAAGUGGUGACCGACAGCAUCUGUAAACUUAAAGGUGUUCAGGCUGGCCUCUGUCAUUCGCUCCUUCAUGGCUCAGAGUCCACGUUGUCUUCUACACUCCAGAUUCUCUUAAGGUGCUGCAUAAUUUCGCCAAUUGUCUGUGAAGUUCUUGCUGGUAUCUCAGCUAAAGAUCGCGCUUCGAAUCAAGCUCCAGGUGGUGGUGACGGCACUGUGGUCGCUGCCAUAUUCAGGAUGGUAUCUGUGCAUUUGGCGAGUAGUCAGGAAGGUGGCAACAAAGGUUCUGGUAUUGACGGUCUUCUCUCGUAUGCUUCUUUCACACUUGCGGCUAUUGCUCAAGGAUUGGCAGCACAAGGAAGACUGAGCUUGUCAUCGAUGCUUACAACGUCAGUUCCUAAACAGCGGGCAAGACUGGGAGCGCUGACACAGCUGGCUUCAUUAGAGCAGGGUGCAGCAGCUCUACGGCAACCUCGCUCAGCUGCUGCAUUUUUGGCACUGGCAGCGAUCCUUAUGCUGGAACAAAACGCGGAUAAUUCCUCCGUGACCUCGGAUGCAACGUUAUCGCUCGUUUCCUUGAAGGAAAUUAGCUGCCAUGGUUUGGAAAGCUCUCCGUGCACCAUGGGCCUUCUAAGCCAUGUUGACGACAGGGGAGUAUGGAAAAAGAACGGUGGUAUGCUAACCAGUUGGCAUGGAAUGAGGGACGGGUACGUGGGAGUUUUACUUUCAAGGCUUAGUUGUGGGGGAACCUUCGGUUCCGAGCAGGCUUGCACGGCAGGACUUCACCUGAUUCUUAUAUCUCUAUUAGGAAGCUCUCCAAAGACAACGAAUGACUGCUCGGAAAGUGAAGCCUUCGAAGGUGGCGCAGGAUUAUCUCCCUCUGGGGUCUUAUAUUCAAUUUCAGCUCUCGCUCUCUGUUUACCUGGAGGUGCAUAUCGUGAUAUAUUACUUCGAAAGGAGUCGCUUCUCACGUUACUGAGCUUGCUUUCGAAGCGGCACUUAAUGCAGCUGCAAGUUUGGGAAGGAUACAAUGGGGGCAGUACCGGUCUUACGGAAGUUGUACACAGGGUCUUAGAUAUCCUGGAGUUCUCAUUUUCAUCACAGAGCAGUCAUGGAUCGCCACGCAGUUCUACAACUUCCUCCUCUGCGGUGGCAAAUUCCCCUAGCAAAGCCAACGAAACCGAUCUUGGCAAACUUAUUAGCGCCAACAUGUCUUUGUACUGGCAACUUCUGCACGAGUGUCGCGCCGCAUCACCUUUGGUGAGAUGCCUGGAGUUUCUUAGCAUGAACGACAUGAUAAGACCUGUUGCAUUUGUGUCCAGAAUGGUUCAAAGCUCCAGGCUUCUAGCCAUUGACAUUGUGAAAGAAGGUUUACUUUCUCCACUUUUGAUGGCGAAGAUGCUAGAUCCUUCAAGUCCGAAGGACGUUGUCCUCGACGUCUUGAUGACAGUUUCAAAUCUUGCGCGAAUGUCUAAGGACUUCUACGAGCCGAUUGGAGAGGCUUGCAUUUGGGACUCUUUUAAGACUUAUCUGGUUCAUGGGGAUUCAAACGUUCGUGCCAGGUGUUGCAGUGCUCUGGGCAACAUGUGCAGGCAUACACCUUAUUUCUACGAGGCUUUGGUCUCAUACGACCUUAUCAAGCUGUUAAUAGACAGGUGCGCAGACCCCGAUCGCCAUACAAGAAAGUUUGCAUGCUUUGCAGUUGGGAAUGCCGCUUACCACAAUGAUCAACUGUAUGAGCAACUACGACGCGCAAUCCCGCAUCUCACUAAUCUUCUACUAGGAAACGAGGAAGACAAAACCAAAGCCAAUGCCGCAGGCGCUCUCAGCAACCUAGUCCGUAAUUCGAGCAAGCUUUGUGAGGAUAUUAUUUCUCAAGGCGCAAUGAAGGCUCUGAUUCAAGUAAUAGCUGAUUGCUCGUCCGUAGCUCUGUCAUCGGGAACGAAAGAAAUCAAUGCCGAGUCUCCACUGAAGAUUGCCUUAUUCUCAGUGGGGAAUAUGUGCAUACAUGCUCCGUGCAGGCAAUAUCUUCGGUCUUUAGAACUUUUCCGCGUCCUUCUGCAACUCAAGAACUCUACAGAUUCCACCAUCAUUAAGUACCUCAACAGAAUUAUGUGCAAAUUUCCAGACAUCUCUGCGCAGCAGACUCGAUCUUAAGACUUUCUUUGAUCUAUAUGAGAGGUCUGGGAAUGCUUACUGUACUGAAAGCUGCUCUUAGUUCAGAUAUCAGAUAUUCGGGUGAUAUCAGUAUUUUUGACAACAUAUCUAUAUAUAUGGUUUUCCCGAUGCAAAAGAUGCGUCCCAAUUAUUUUCGAAGUGAAGCAAUGUCGGUCGUUCAAUUGAAAGACCAAAGCUUUUACCUUUUCCCUUUGGUAUAGCGAUUUUUCUGUUUUUUCUGCGGCGAAGAAAGAAACUAUACUUAUCUACG
Selaginella moellendorffii is the source of this 4269-nucleotide messenger RNA. RefSeq names its product serine/threonine-protein kinase TIO. Gene Ontology annotation, biological process: protein phosphorylation. Gene Ontology annotation, molecular function: protein binding; ATP binding; protein kinase activity. Bases 18 to 3998 code for a protein of 1326 amino acids. NCBI's taxonomy places the organism in Eukaryota, Viridiplantae, Streptophyta, Lycopodiopsida, Selaginellales, Selaginellaceae. Gene Ontology annotation, cellular component: cytoplasm. The record is from RefSeq and is a predicted model, not a curated record. The transcript is spliced from 22 exons.